Epinephelus moara (kelp grouper) is the source of this 6539-nucleotide messenger RNA. It is a transcript of the gene dgke, whose product is annotated as diacylglycerol kinase, epsilon. The record is from RefSeq and is a predicted model, not a curated record. NCBI's taxonomy places the organism in Eukaryota, Metazoa, Chordata, Actinopteri, Perciformes, Serranidae. The transcript is spliced from 11 exons. Gene Ontology annotation, molecular function: ATP-dependent diacylglycerol kinase activity. The coding region runs from base 272 to 2002 and encodes 576 amino acids.
UGACAUUUAUAGACUCUCUGAUAAAGCUAAGGUAGCGAAGUAGCUCAUUGGCUAACGUCACUGUCGUUGUGUUCUUGUUUCAUGCUAGUUCUUCUUUAAAAUGAUUAGAUUAAGGCAGAAACCAGUGCCAGCGUCCUGUUGGUGUAUGUGAACAUGAGUGUCGCGGGGAAAAGGUCGCGUGCGUCCUGUCUACACUCAGUGUUGUUAACACAGCUCUGCUCUUCCCUGAUUUCCGCUCAUUAGCAUCACCCAUCGCUACUGACCAGCAGAGAUGUACAAGGAAAGGGAAGAGGUGCAGGACGACUGCGGCUCCCGGGAGGAGUGGACGCUGCUGUUCUGGACCUCUCUGGCCGUCAUCGUCCCGGUCAUCAUCACCCUUUGGUGCAGCGCCCAGCGCUCCAAGCGGAAAACGUACAUGAAGGAUUUCUUUCGCAAGAGCAAGCACGGCUGGCACUACACAGACCUGUUCAACAAGCCCACCUACUGCUGCGUCUGCUCCCAGCACAUCCUCCAAGGGGCUUUCUGCGACUGCUGCGGCGUGUGCGCCGACGAGCAGUGCCUGCGCCGGGCCGACCGCAGCCUGCCGUGCAAGGAGAUCAUGGCCCCCUCCAGCCCCGACGGAGCCAUGGAGCACCGCUGGGUCCGCGGAAAUGUCCCCCUCGCCAGUUACUGUGCAGUGUGCAAACAGCAGUGUGGGACCCAGCCAAAGCUCUGCGACUUCAGGUGUGUGUGGUGUCAGACCACAGUGCACGAUGACUGCCUGGACAGCCUGACAGAUGCAGACCAGUGUGACCUGGGCGAGUUCCACAGCCUCAUCAUCCCUCCUCACUACCUCUACUGUGUCAACAAGCUCCGCCGUAGGCACCCUGACGAGUACAGCAAGCUGGCAUCUUCCUGUGGCAGUGGCUGGACUCCAGUGUUGGUCUUGGCUAAUACACGUAGCGGUAACAACAUGGGGGAGGCUCUGCUGGGAGAAUUUCGCACCCUUCUGAAUCCUGUGCAGGUGUUUGACCUGUCUGAGCUGACUCCCUCCAAGGCCCUCCAACUAUGCACCCUGCUGCCCCCCGGCAGUGUCCAGGUGCUGGUGUGUGGGGGUGACGGCACAGUGGGCUGGGUGCUGGAUGCCAUCGACACUAUGAAGCUGAAGGGCCAAGACCAGUUCAUGCCAAGGGUGACCAUCCUGCCCCUGGGGACUGGAAACGACCUUUCCAACACUUUAGGCUGGGGUGCCGGAUAUGCUGGGGAGAUCCCUGUGGAACAGGUUCUCCGUAACAUCCUUGAUGCCGAGGUGGUCAAAAUGGACAGAUGGAAAGUGCAGGUGGCUUCAAAAGGCCUCUACUUUCGCAAACCAAAGGUUCUGUCCAUGAACAACUACUUCUCUGUGGGGCCUGAUGCGCUGAUGGCGCUCAACUUCCACACACACCGUGAGAAAACACCCUCCUUCUUCUCCAGCCGCAUCAUCAACAAGACUGUAUAUUUCCUGUAUGGCACCAAAGAUUGUUUAGUGCAGGAAUGUAAGGAUCUGGAUAAGAGGAUUGAGCUGGAGUUGGAUGGGGAGAGGGUGGCCCUGCCCAGCCUGGAGGGUAUCAUAGUUUGUAACAUUGGCUACUGGGGUGGAGGCUGCAGACUCUGGGAGGGUAUGGGAGAUGAACCCUGCCCCCCCACACGGCUGGAUGAUGGUCUGCUGGAGGUGGUGGGUGUGUUUGGCUCCUUCCACUGUGCUCAGAUCCAGGUCAAGCUGGCCAAUCCUCUGCGGCUGGGACAGGCCCACACUGUCAGGCUGGUUCUCAAGAGCUCCAAGAUGCCCAUGCAGGUGGACGGAGAGCCGUGGGCCCAGGGUCCCUGCACCAUCACCAUCACCCAUAAGACCCAGGCCCUCAUGCUGUACCACAGCGCCGAGCAGACAGAUGAUGACGAUGAUGAAUCCAGCGCCUCUGAGACAGAGAGCCCCACCCCUCACGACUCACCUAGGCCCCCGGGGCCGGGCUCUGCUCGUGCAUGACAGCCUAAACAUCACGUGAUCUGGUGCCCCUCUUAUCUUGAUUUCUGUCUUCUUUCUGCAGCCCGGUCUCUAUUGAUCCCUCAUUUGAAAUAUUACUUGGUCGUCCUCCUAUAAGUUCUCUGAACACACUUUAUCCUCAGAUAACAUUGAUGAGAAUAGGUGUUACAAUUUUCCUGUGUAAUAAUUUUAUGUUUUCAGAGAGCUCACAGGAGUUAGAGUGGUUAGUUUGGAAAUGGGCUGGUGUGAUUAGGUUUUUGGUCUUUAAUCUCUACACUCCCUGUAUACUGUAACCAAGAGCUCAGGCAGUUCCCCCUCCACAGGUGGGACAGUUAGGAGGAGCUAAAUGUUUUGGAGAAAGACUGCUGUGUAUUUGCACUGAUCCCUUGUGCCAUGAAUAUCUAUAGUCAACUAUUUGUAUUUAUUAUACUGUAUUUACAAUUGAGUGCCCAGCGCAGCCCUACAGGUAUCAGUGAGCCAUUUUUAACAAGUUGUCCAGGUUCAAUUGACCAAAUCUACACAAAGCCAUGUCAAAGGCCCUGUCUACAUAUAUACAGAUAUUUUUGAAAACAUACAUUUCCCUUGGUUAUAAAAAAAAGAAUUCUCCACAUGACCUUCAUUUUACAAAAUCUCUCUGUCCACACAAGAACGCAAAAGCAACCCUAAACAAAGUGUACAGGCUAAUGCUACUUUCUUCAAAACACCAAUUUAUGGUCUAAUAACAGUUGAUUUCUGUUAGGUAAAAGGCUGAAAGAGCUCACUCAAACAUAUGAUGGGGCUCUACCUGACUCAGAAUUAUGUUGGUUGAAUCAGAUUUGGCCGUGUAAUUCAAGCAUUGGAUUAUUUGUUCUUUUUUUCCCCAUAUACAGUUUUAAGUUUGAACAGGGCUCAGUGGGAUGCUCAGUGUGACAGCGGCAGUCAUGGAAUAUAGUAAACAGGCUAACUGCGCUAACAAUGGAUCGGAAAUGAGCAACAUUUUUUUAACGACUAGAUAUCAAACAAAAGCCAGAGACUGCGUUGUAUUAAGUAUCUGUGAGCUGUAAAUUCACCACUUCUAAGCAGAAGAGACAAGAUAAAGUUAUCUUGGAGCCUUACAGUGGAAAGUUUCUCCUCCUCUGUGCAGCUGCAUUGUGUCUACAGCUGUCUGUACCAAAGAGUAGAGUCAAAGUCAAGAGUGCUCACUCCGCAGCAAAAUCUCGGGGCCAGAGCGCCCCCAGAAGUACACUGCACAGCACACUGACAAGCAAAAAAAAACAACUGCUCAACUUGGAGCAGUCUGUCGGCUGAGGGGUCUCUCACUGACAGUUUGAAUGUCCAACUUUCAAAGGGCAGCCCCACAUACUAGUUCCCUCUAAUCCUCAUCGAUAACAAUCACACUCUGGAAAGUUUCCAACCAUCUGUUGGUUAGACGGUGCCUGGUCCAAAACGGCUCUGUUUAUCUGUGUAGUGAUACUUGGAAUACUAUGCCCCCACCCCCACCCACACUUAUAAGGUGUUUUAACUAAUCUCUGUUUUAGUGACUUAAACCUCUGUUUGCUUGUGGACGAGGGGACAGCUUAGGGGAAAAUAUCCAUUUUUCCAGAAAUAUCUGUGUAACUAUAGACAGGGCCUAAAUCAGCAGCAGGUGAGGAGGUAGUAAUACAGGAAAGAACAGUACUGUCACAAUGAUUGUGAAGUGGAGGUUUAGGUACAUCCACAGCUUUAUUUGCCAUUUUUUACUCCAGAAAGAGCACAAACACAUUUUCUGAGUGAAAUCUAAACCGCACAGAAUAUCCAUUAUAUCACUCCGUCAGGCUCCUCAUCACAAUGUUGACAUUUUUCUCCUGCAUUUGUGACCCGAGAUAAAGCUUUGAAAUGUGUGUGAAAGCCAAAAGGUAUUUGAAUCCCGAUGGAGUGAGGGGCCCUGUUACAACUGCAGUGUCUCCGUGAUGUCUCAAGUAGCUCGCCAAACUGUUGGAUUGUACUGAGACACAGUCUUGAAACUAUAUUUAACUUUCCUGUGAGAGCUACAGCAAACAGCCUGACUGGUUUUGAAAGUACUGCCAAGUAACUGUUGUUCAGAAGAUUGAUUUUACCUCCAUGUAAAACGUUAGCUUUCCCUCUUCUUUACAUAGUUCCUCCUGUUUACAUAUUUUGUUUUGCACUGUUUUGGCACUUACACUGAUAAAUACCUUACACUGCUUAGGGUGUAGGUUAUAUACAUGAAACCAUAGAGCUGAGCUUUGAUGUUGCUGCCGAAAGUGAUAACUGCUGAUGAGAUUAAGCUGUCCCAUGUUGUUAUUUUACGUUAUUCAAGUCAUCCUCUUGCAUUUAUUCAUUCCUGGUUUACCAAAUAGUCCCCACAUGGUGGCAGACUAGACAGUAUUUUCUGUAGACAGGUUAAGUAGAGUUGGUCUUCUGCUUCAACCUCCACAGUUAAAUAUUUAUACCAUCAGAGUUGCUUGCAUGUACUUCUCUUUGUAGUGUUCAGAUGACAUGGAUCUAGCUGUUGAGUUUUAUUUGUUGCAUCCUUCCUGUUCUCGAAAUAAUGUGUGCAAGAGGUCAUUUGUGUUUCUGUCUAAUAGCCUACGUGUAUGGAAAUUAUUUUAUUCUUUGAGGUGGUCCUGUUUAUUGCAGAAUGGUUGCCUGUUUCUCACAGCCAUAUCAGGAAAGACCGUAGAAUGUUAGUUUAUGCUUUCCUAUGAGCCUGGAGCCAACUUGCUGCUUAUAAGGCUGAACAGGGAUCAGUGUUUUGCCGCGUGAUGCCUAUGCUUUUGGAAUAUGCACCUCCUUAGCAGGUAACCAAGCCUCAUGGUUUCAUCACCCUCUGUUUGGUGAAUGUCUUCUUGCUCAAGGACACCUGACUGACCUUUUACCUUAUUGUCCAUGUUUACCAGUGUUGUGUGUGUCUUGUGUUGCACUGAAUUAGUUUAUAUGUAACUGGUGUUUAUUGGCAGGUUUUUAGCCACGACAGCAGCAUGGCUAUAGUUCAAAACACUGUUUUAUAAUGAAAUACCUCCAUAAGCAUUUGAUGAAUUGUGAUGCAAUUUGGUAUAGAUGUUAAUGGUCCCCUGAGAAUCAGUCCUAAUGAUUUUGUUGACCCUGAAAAUUUAGUUAGCGCCACCAACAGGUCUAAAUCAUGCUUGUCAAACACUUUGCUUCUUGACUCCAAAACUACUAACUGAAUUUCUCUAAGCCUCAGCUGUAGUUUGAGACUAAUGCUAGAUAGCAUGCUAAAUAUUAGCAUAUCCAGAGUUGGACCUAAAUACAGAAGUUGUAUGCAAAACAGCUUAAGCUGUACUUGAAUAUAUUUAUAUUACCAAUCGAUAAAAUAACUGUGUAAUGUGAAAUGGGUCACUGAUAGUGGCGAACCCAGAGGCAGUUAUUACCAACUCUGCAGGCCCCCUCAGAUUUACAGAGCACUUUAGUGUCUUUCAGGUCAUAGCUUGGGUUUUACGGCUCGCAACUUCACAACUUCAAACUUGUUUUCAGCAGCAGCAGGAAGCAGUUUUGAGUAAAAAAAAAAAAAAAAAAGCUCUAAUAGAGUGCCCCAGGAAUGAUUCCUAAAACCUGGAAAUGGGUUAGCAUUUCAGCACUCUGUCUUCAAGUCAGUGGAUUUUUGUGUGGAUGCCUGAAUUAAGACUUACACAUUUUGUUGCAUGACAUAAAAUAUGUCUGUAAAUACCCCAUUUGUGAAUUUUAAAUAUUUUUGUGUCUACAAAAAGGCAGUGGCUAACAAGGGGCUAGAACAAACGGAACCCUGACAAAGCAGCGACUGGCUAGUGGCUAACUAGUGUGCCAGCUUAGCGGCCAAAGAGCCAGACCUUUUCAUCGGGAGAUGCUACUGACCAAAACAGAGUUGAAAAGAGAGUGAAUAUUGUAUUCACAGUUGUAAUGUUGCCAGAAACAUGACUUAAAAUGAAUGCUAAUGUCGCUCUGUCUUUCCUGGAUGUGCAAGAAGGCUUUUGUUUGCUAAUGUAUUAAGCCACACAAUGGUAUAAAGCCAUUACAAGUCAAACAUUAGGGAUGUUCAGCUUGUUGUGGAGUUAUGCCCCCAAGUGGCCAAAGCAAAAAAAGCUGUUUAUGCAGUUUUGAUCCAAUGAAGGUUGACAAUGUUCAGCUAAGCCUGAUAAACUACAUGGGGGAUUAUAAUCCUUUUGUUUUGCACAACAUGGCCAUCUUUUUGGCACCACAAUUAAAAUGUUUUGUGCCACUAGUGUUAAGGAUUUGACAAUAGCAAAGUGAUUUCUCAAUUUUUAAAUCAUCCAACAAAUUUGUUAUCUGGCAUAUAAUGACUAUUACACCUCACAAGGUUGCUAGCGUGGCUAAAAACUUGUACUUGUUUUUUUUCUUGUUAUUAAGGGUGGAGGGACAUGACUUAGUUUUUUUUGUUUGUUUUUUUUAAUUCCCAAUUCAAACCCGUCAGUUUAUUAUUAUUCAUUAAAUCUUGGCAGAUACAGAACAGUAUUUAUAUAGACUUAGUGUAUCAAGGCAAAUUUCACUGUAUUGUGUGCACCAAAUGCUUUCAUUAUUAAUUAAUGUAUAUUUGAAUAUGCUUACU